AUGUCAAAAGUGCCAUUUGUGGUUAAAGACUGUGGGAAGAUGUGUUCAUCAGGUAGGGUUCAAGUGAUGUACGAGGAAAGACUGAAGGAGGAUACACAACUAAAAUUGGAAUCCACAAGGAAAUGUUUGGCAUGUAACUUAGUAGCGCACAUUAGAGUGCACACCAAGGAGAAACCAUACUGCUGUGAGAUUUGCAACAAGGCCUUCUCAUAUAAAGGUAGUCUAGAGAUUCAUAUGAGAAGGCAUAGAAAGGAGAAGACAUACAGCUGUGAAAUUUGCAAUAAGGCCUUCUAUUUGAAAAGCCAUGUAAGGUGGUCAAGUAAGCCACAUGAAACUUCAUACACAGGAGAAAACCAUAUAGCUAUUCCAGUCAUCUCUCUAGGUAGUCUACACUCCAGGGCAAUGGAAAUAAAAAUAUGUAUUUCAGUGAUACAACCUUUGUCUCGUCAGUCACGGCGCCAGGAAUAUGAUGCUGAGAAUGGAAAUGGUUUCUUUAAUGGAGCCAGCGCUCUUCCAGUCACCACUCACGGACAUUUGAUUCCACAGUGA
Messenger RNA from Penaeus monodon (black tiger shrimp), 549 nucleotides. RefSeq names its product zinc finger protein 32-like. The record is from RefSeq and is a predicted model, not a curated record. NCBI's taxonomy places the organism in Eukaryota, Metazoa, Arthropoda, Malacostraca, Decapoda, Penaeidae. The coding region runs from base 1 to 549 and encodes 182 amino acids. The transcript has 4 exons.